CGGCGACAUGGGCGGCCCAGGCCUGCACCGGCUCGCCAAGCUCGCCGCCGUCGCCGUGCUUGCAGCAGGCGCGGUGCUGUGGGGCGUGGCGCCGGCGUCGGCGGAGAUCUUCGACGAGCCGUGUUACGAGCUGGGCAAGCAGUGGGUGUACGAGGCCAAGGACAUGCUGCUGUGCGACCGCAGCGGCCGGCGCAUCAACAUCAACAAGUUCUGCAAGGCUCGCCUCAGCGCAGCGUCCGGCCGCCUCAUCAUCGACAGCUCCAAGGACGACGAGGCGGUGGAGACCAAGAAGCAGGUGGGCCACUUCCCCGAGCUGUGCCUCCCUGGGCAGCGCUCCUACGCCAUGCAGGCCCCCUUCCUGUGCACCUGCGUCAUGCACAAGGGCCGACACCGGUGGGAGUGCGUGGCCCCCGAGGGUGGCGCCGGCCGCGGUCUGGGGGGCGAGUCCCCGAGCAGCAACCGGGUGCGGCGGCACGCAUCCCCAGCGUCGCCAGCGUCCGCGGGGCCCGGCGACCGCGGCGACGCCGAGGAGCACAGCUCGACGCCUGGACACGGCCGCAGCGCUGGUAAACCAGGAUCGGCGGCCCCGGCCAUGGCCUCGUCGGCGUCCACGACGUCCUCGGCCGAGGCCCACGACGACGCCCACGUCGCCCACGACGCCGGCGCGCACAACGGCAGCGCGGUCAUGGGCAGGCAGGCCGCGCCGUUCAGGCCGAACAUCGUGAUCGACUUCUGCGACGAGUUCGGCUACGUGCACACCGUGUCCUCCACCAUGAGGGACUGCUCGUGCGACAAGGACGUGAUCGCCACCAAGGUGCUCAGCUUCAGGGACAACGACCUGUACCACAGCGGCGGGCUGUUCGCCACGUACGAGUGCCUGCCGGGGACCUACAACGUGCGCUGCGAGGUCUGCUACCCGGAAACACACAACUGCCAGCCCACGGCCUGCCCCUAGUGCCGUGGCGCCGUGGCGGGGGAACCUGGCCGAGACCUGGCCCGAGACCUGCCCAACGCCGCCCGCCAAUAAAACAGAAAUUCGACUCGA
This is a messenger RNA of Thrips palmi, 1045 nucleotides long. RefSeq lists its product as uncharacterized. The record is from RefSeq and is a predicted model, not a curated record. Lineage: Eukaryota; Metazoa; Arthropoda; Insecta; Thysanoptera; Thripidae. The coding region runs from base 8 to 955 and encodes 315 amino acids. The transcript is spliced from 7 exons.